Engraulis encrasicolus (European anchovy) is the source of this 2974-nucleotide messenger RNA. Its product is annotated as alpha-1,6-mannosyl-glycoprotein 2-beta-N-acetylglucosaminyltransferase. Lineage: Eukaryota; Metazoa; Chordata; Actinopteri; Clupeiformes; Engraulidae. The transcript has 2 exons. Gene Ontology annotation, biological process: oligosaccharide biosynthetic process; protein N-linked glycosylation. Gene Ontology annotation, cellular component: Golgi stack; Golgi membrane. The coding region runs from base 601 to 1857 and encodes 418 amino acids. The record is from RefSeq and is a predicted model, not a curated record. Gene Ontology annotation, molecular function: alpha-1,6-mannosylglycoprotein 2-beta-N-acetylglucosaminyltransferase activity.
AGACAAUUAAGAAAGAUCGGCCUGUGUCUUGUAUGAUUAUGAAGUCUAUGAAAAGCGCAAGAAGAACGCUGUAGCAACGCACGAGCAACAGAAUGUUGUUGUCAGUCGGUGGCUGGGUAGCCUAUUCGCUUCCUCGUUCAGCCCUCUCAGACCUCCUCUGACAUGAUUCGCGAUAUCCGUUCUCAAGUUACAACAGCAUAGGUAGGAUAGUGAUUCGUCAACUGUGAGUUUUGUGCGUUCCUGUUGGCUGCGGGCUUGUGUACACGUCAGCAGUCAAUUUCAAGUCAUUCCCUUGUACACGAAAUGACUUUUUUCCUCUUCCUGGUUACAAGUUUUAUGACACAUGAUACUUUCAGUUGGUGUUACCUGACCAAAAUGACCGUGAAGUAAAUGUCAUACCCAUGCGAGCACAGAUGGCCUCGUCAACGGAAUGUCUUGACAGCGCAUUCUAAAGCAUUUUACAAAGCGGCUGGUUGGUAAUAACGGAUAGGCUACAAGUUAUUACGCGCAUCUGUAACUGAGUAAUGGUCAAGUUUGGUGGUGUUAGCGUUCCAUAGGUCUGUGUACGUGCCAGAGUUGUACGCAGGUUGAGGUGACAAAAUGAGAUUCAGACUCCUCCGAAGAAACCUAAUCGCCUUCCUGCUUGUCUCCCUAGUUGUAUUCAUCUUCAUGUACACAAAAUUUGUUGUUGUCUCUGACAAACCUCCUGAAACACCACCUCUGGAAAGUAAGCCACUGGAGAUCCAAGCCACUGCCCUGAGCAAUUUCCAAUAUGGAUCAGUUAUGGACAUGAGGACUUCAGUAUAUGACAGUAAUUUCAAACAGUUCGUUCAGAACAGUGACAAGUUCCCAGGGGACCCCGAGGUCGUCAUUGUAGUGCAAGUCCACAACAGGCCAGCUUACCUCAAACUGUUAAUACAGUCAUUGGAAAGUGCUGCAAAUGUUGACAAGUUUCUAGUUAUAUUUAGCCAUGACUAUUUUUCCCCGGAAAUAGCCAGCGUUGUACAAGGGAUAAACUUUUGCAAGGUCCUGCAGAUUUAUUUCCCUUACAGUCGUCAGCUUUAUCCGGACGAGUUUCCCGGGCAGGACCCGAAGGACUGUCCACGGGACAUAGCCAAGGCCGACGCCAUCAAGUCUGGCUGUAUCAACGCUGAGCACCCAGACUCCUACGGCCACUACCGGGAAGCCUCCAUCACCCAGACCAAGCACCACUGGUGGUGGAAGCUCCACUUCGUGUGGGAGCGCGUCCAGGCCCUGCAGGGCUUCAGUGGCUUCAGCCUCUUCAUCGAGGAAGACAACUACCUCCUCCCCGACUUCUACCACUUCUUCAAGGGCGUGCUGGACCACAGGAAGUCUGAUUGCCCUGACUGUGACAUGCUGGCCCUGGGCAACCACGACGGCACACCGGGGCGCUUCCAGGAGCUCUCGGGCCAGCUGGACACGGCGAGCUGGCUGUCCACCAAGCACAACAUCGGCAUGGGCAUCUCCAGGGAGGUGUACUACAAGCUGAUGGGCUGCAACAAUGAGUACUGCACCUACGAUGAUUACAACUGGGACUGGACCCUGCAGAACCUCUCCGGCACCUGCAUCUCCAAGCCGCUGAAGGUGCUGGUGGCUCGGGCCUCCAGGGUGCUGCACACAGGGGACUGUGGCCUGCACCAGAAAGAGGCCUGUAAGCCAGAGAUGGCUCAGGCCAAGGUGCAGGAGUCCCUCCAGCAGGCAAAGUCAGGUCUCUUUCCCCAGACCCUCACUGUGACAGACCAUGGGUCUGUUCAGCACACCCCACACAUGAAGAACGGAGGAUGGGGUGACAUCCGAGAUCAUGCACUAUGCAAAAACUAUGCCAAACGUCUCUGAGCCAAAUCGUCACUUUAUGAUAUCACCACCCCCUCCCCAACCUUAAGUGCCAUUUUGAAUGAUGAGAAUGACAAGAUGAACAGGGAAAAAUAUACCUAUAUUUUGGGAUCUUGGGUUUUCUAAAGAGGCAUGUACACAGUGGAAGAUAACAAAGACCACAUCUUGAAAAAUCAGGAAUGUAAAUGUUUGUGUCUUUUUUGUAUCUUUUAUCUUUUACCCUCAGAGGAUGAUUCCAUAGAAAUAUUUUUGUUUCUGACUUUUAAAGGCCAAAGCCUUAACAUUAUGAAUCGCAGUGAUCCGUCUUAGGCUGUCACAUUUCAUGUUGUAGGCCUAUUCUUCACCUGUAUUUGUAUUCUCUUCUGCACAUUUACAAAGGGAAAAAAAUCCACCACAGUAUAGCAUUCCUUAAUUGUUUCCCUUUGUGAUAUUUCUAAGUAUCACAAGAAGACAUGGUUUUAAUCAAUCAAAUGUGUAAAAAAGCUGAAAUCUGCUUUUUAAGUGAUUUAAAAACAAACAUCCAGAUUCCAUUUUCUUUUUCUUGGAUUAUUGUCUUGGUGACCAGUGCAUGUCAAGAGAGUAUCUGUUCUACAGUAUAUUAUUUGCAUGACUAUUUACAUAGGGCUAAGAGGGAAAACCCACACAAGAUGCAAAACUGUACGUGUUUGUAUGUUAUAAUGUUUUUUCUUAUUCUCUGAGUGUCUUAUGUUGUUACGGUUUAUUCCAAGCAGGACUGACAAUGCAUUGCCAGUGGGAGUUUUUUCUAAAUGCUUGCUGUGAUUUCAAAGGUCCCUGUCCCUGUUUGUCUUUGUGAAAUGUUGGUUUUGCUGAGUUGAAUGUCUGCGUUAACCUCCGCACUAACCUUUGCUCCACAGGAAAGGUGUGUUUCCUCUCAGCUUGAACCUUUAAGGCUUAUGCAAUCUCACAUACUCUGAACCACUGUUGAUUACACUGUUUUAAUUAGUUUUUGUUUUCUCACAUUCACAGAUGUAAAACAGUUUGUCAGCUUCUAUCAGCUUGAAGAUAUUCGUUAGACAGAGAUGUUUCACACUUUGAAUGUUCAUUUUGCUCCUGUUCCUUUCCGUACCAAUGCCGUAAUAUAAGCCAUAUUCUGAACAGC